Apiotrichum porosum is the source of this 714-nucleotide messenger RNA. RefSeq lists its product as uncharacterized. Lineage: Eukaryota; Fungi; Basidiomycota; Tremellomycetes; Trichosporonales; Trichosporonaceae. The record is from RefSeq and is a predicted model, not a curated record. The coding region runs from base 1 to 714 and encodes 237 amino acids. The transcript has 2 exons.
AUGCCUGCCGUCCAGCUCUCCACCUCGUGGCCCUUUGCCGCCCUGGUCGGUGCCGUCUCGGUCGGCUACACCUUGCUCUCUCAGCCCAUCAAGACCUCGGGCGGUCAGAGCACUGCCCGUAACUGGGCAUCCUGGUCCAAACGCUUCGACGACGUCGACUUUUGGAUGAAGAUGGCCUUUCCGAUGUACAUGCUCCAUCAAUUCGAAGAGUACGGAAUCGAUCUUCGCGGCAGACACUUCUUCUUUAUCGAGACGCUGUGCGGACAACUGGGCUACCCUCUGGCUUCCUGCCCCAUCAGGCCUUGGCACCUCACCUACGUCAACUGCGGUCUUGUCAUCUGCAGUGCUCUUCGCUGCCGUCUCCGCAACGCUGCUCCCGUCCUCGGCUCCAACUUUUACGGCAUGUGCACCAUCAACGCCCUGAUCCACAUCUCGUUCUGCAUCCGAGCCGGUGAAUACUACAACGGCGGACUCGCUACUGCCAUCCUCAUGUUGUUCCCUAGCGGUAUCCUGUGCUUCCGCGCUCUGCUCAAGUCGGGCCAGGUUACGCGUGCUGGCGUCGCGAGGAGCUUGCUGGUGGGAGUCGUCGCACACAUUGGUGUCCUGGGAGGAUUGAAGAGCAGGGCUGCCGGCUUGCUCACCGACGUCCCUUGGAUGAUCGAGGAGUUCCUUUCGCUCGUCGUGUUGAUGAACUUCCACCUCCCUGGCUUUUGA